AUGGUCAAAUUUAUCGCCCCAGUCGCCAUCCUCAUCGCCGCGCCCCUUAUCGCGUUCGCUGCUGAGCAAGAGUUCACGCGAGAACUCGCAGAAGUGGACGUCUACACCCGAGAUAACUUUGAAGACACCGCUGACCUUGCUGCGAGAGACCUCGAAUCUAUCGAGUAUGACAUUGCCGAGCGAGGCUUUCCAUUUGGAGCCAUUAGCGGGAUCGCAAAAGGCCUCAGUCGCUCCAAAGGGGUGUCGAAAGGAUUUUCGUCGGCCGUAAAGAUAGGCAAGAAAGCAAACAGCGCUAACAACCACUACCAAAACGCUCAAGCAAACUACCAAAAUGGCAAAAGCACUUUCCAAAGCAUCAAAGGCAAAUUCAGUGGCAGAAGGGGCAGACGCGAUCUUGAAGCCCUCUAUGAGCGCGAUUUUGAUGAGGAAUUUGCCGAGCGUGACUUGCCGGAGGAUGUUCUCGAGUUCGUGGAACGUGGUUUCGAUGAGGACCUUUUGGAGCGCGAGUUCGAUGACGAACUGUUGGAGCGUGAGGUCGAUGAAGACGUUUUCGAGCGGGACGUCGAGGAGGACAUUCUUGAGCGGGAGCUUGAUGAAGACCUAAUGGAGCGGGAACUUGAUGAGGAUAUUCUUGAACGCGAGUUUGACGAAGACCUCGUGGUGCGAGAUGUUGAGGACGCUGUCCUUGAGCGCGACUUUGACGAAGAACUAAUGGAGCGCGACGACCUUGAGGAACGCGAAGUCGAUAUCGAUGAGCUGGAUUAGAGGUGGUUUUCGCAACGUCCGUGUUGCUUAAGUAUGUUGAACAUCUGAUGUAAACUUGGGAAAUGGCAUUGCAUUUGUAGAUGCAGGCCCAUCUAGGCUAC
Molecule: messenger RNA, 866 nt
Organism: Laccaria bicolor S238N-H82
Lineage: Eukaryota; Fungi; Basidiomycota; Agaricomycetes; Agaricales; Hydnangiaceae
Gene: MISSP29.4
Product: ectomycorrhiza-regulated small secreted protein
Exons: 3
Coding region: 1-765 (254 amino acids)
Source: RefSeq, a predicted model, not a curated record